AUGUCUAUUAAGGAGUUGCUUUGGAAAGAUCCUACGGCCAGUCAAGUCAUCAGCGACGAUUCGAAGCUUGUAAAGAAAUUACCGGGAAAUUUAAGAAAAGGAUUUAUGAAUCUUUCUCGUAAAAUGAAUCAAGAAAUGUGUAGAGAAUUCGUACUAGAUUUUAACAAACAUGAAAUCGAGAUGAAACCAGCUAAAUUAAUACGAUCAAACUUGGAAAGAAUCGAAAGAAGAUAUUGA
Messenger RNA from Paraglomus brasilianum, 237 nucleotides. The record is from the annotation of a GenBank genome assembly. NCBI's taxonomy places the organism in Eukaryota, Fungi, Glomeromycota, Glomeromycetes, Paraglomerales, Paraglomeraceae.